AUGAAUAUGGAGCUCAUACCAGGUCUUCCAUACGAUGUUGGACUUGAAUGUCUGAUCAGGGUUCCAUAUAACCACUUCUCAUCUGUUGCAUCUGUCUGCAGGAAUUGGAGUCAUCAGAUUAACGAGCCCGAAUUUUGGCGCCACCGAAAAUCUGCUGGAUUGACCCAAAAAGUCAUUAUCAUGGCACAAGCCAGGACUGACUCGAACCUGAAACUCAGGGUUAACAAGUAUUCCGGUGCCCCAGUUUACCGGCUUACGCUUUUUGAACCGAAAACAGGUUACUGGGCCGAGCUGCCAAUGAUACCCGAGUACUCAGAUGGGUUGCCUAUGUUCUGUCACGUAGUCGGAGUAGGGGUUAACCUGGUGGUGAUUGGUGGGUGGAACUCGGUCACUUGGGAGGUUUUGAAUACUGUUUUCAUCUAUAAUUUUGCUUCUGCCACGUGGAGACGAGGUACUGACAUGCCAGGUUGCAGAAGAUCAUUCUUUGCAUGUGCGUCUGAUUCUGAUCGGAUGGUUUUUGUGGCAGGUGGACAUGACACAAAGAAGCGUGCUAUGAAAUCCGCCAUGGCGUAUGACUUGUUGACCAACACGUGGGUCUUAUUACCUGACAUGGCAAGAGAAUGUGAUGAAUCAAAAGGAGUCAUCCAUCGUGGCAAAUUCCAUGUCAUCGGUGGGUACCACACCAGUAUGCAAGGAAGGUUUGAGUGUAGCGCCGAAGAAUUCGAUGUUACAACUUGGCAAUGGGGUCCAGUUCAAGAGGACUUCCUAAAUACUGCCACAUGUCCAAGGAAUUGUGUGGAUGGUGGCAACAUGCUGUUGUACAUGCCUCGGGAAACCAUCAUGGCAGCACGACAAGGUUCCACAUGGCAAGAUGUGGCAGAGCUACCAGCCGAUGUCCGGAGGGUUAACCUGGUGGUGAUUGGUGGGUGGAACUCGGUCACUUGGGAGGUUUUGAAUACUGUUUUCAUCUAUAAUUUUGCUUCUGCCACGUGGAGACGAGGUGGACAUGACACCAAGAAGCGUGCUAUGAAAUCCGCCAUGGCGUAUGACUUGUUGACCAACACGUGGGUCUUAUUACCUGACAUGGCAAGAGAAUGUGAUGAAUCAAAAGGAGUCAUCCAUCGUGGCAAAUUCCAUGUCAUCGGUGGGUACCACACCAGCAUGCAAGGAAGGUUUGAGUGUAGCGCCGAAGAAUUCGAUGUUACAACUUGGCAAUGGGGUCCAGUUCAAGAGGACUUCCUAAAUACUGCCACAUGUCCAAGGAAUUGUGUGGAUGGUGGCAACAUGCUGUUGUACAUGCCUCGGGAAACCAUCAUGGCAGCACGACAAGGUUCCACGUGGCAAGAUGUGGCAGAGCUACCAGCCGAUGUCCGGAGUACAUCUUAUAUGACAGCAUGGCAAGGAAACCUAUUUGUUAUUGGAUCGGGAGGAUUUGGUGCGCCACAUAAGGGGUACCUACUGGAUUUGAAGAGUUACAAGUGGGAAAAAGUUGACAUAGCAGAAAAUUUCUCCGGUCAUGUUCGAUCAGGAUGCUGCUUGAAAUUAUAA
Messenger RNA from Fraxinus pennsylvanica, 1548 nucleotides. Lineage: Eukaryota; Viridiplantae; Streptophyta; Magnoliopsida; Lamiales; Oleaceae. The record is from the annotation of a GenBank genome assembly.